AUGAAAAAACAUGACAUCAAAACAUCUGUCCAAUGCCUACUUGAGUUUAUCACUGCAGACGACACAGCUCUCUUGUUGUUCAAAGAUGCUACCAACGAUGGGGGCUGCUUGUCCUUCCUCACCUGCAUCUUGCUGGCCCUCAAAAACUCCUCUUCCUACUGUGAUGACAAGCUUGUAAAGCAGGACUGGCUGUGCAAGAUCACUAAUGCAUGUGCAGCCAAAAGGCAUACCAUUCCCCAAUGCCUUGUCAAAGCCAGCAAAAUUCAGCUGAAAAAGGCAAACAGUCACAAAUUGAUGAAGAGGCGAUUAGGCCAAAGCCUAGGUUUCACAGCUCAUGCUCACAAAACUAACACUGCAAGAUUUGCAAGUGCCACCAAGACCACUGUCAAAAUCUACAGUGAUGAAAAUGCUUAUCCACCUCCCAACCACUGGGUGUACGAAACUGAUGUGAUUCAAAAUCAAUGGGAGGAACAUCUCAUGUUGGGCGACUGA
This is a messenger RNA of Laccaria bicolor S238N-H82, 492 nucleotides long. RefSeq lists its product as uncharacterized. NCBI's taxonomy places the organism in Eukaryota, Fungi, Basidiomycota, Agaricomycetes, Agaricales, Hydnangiaceae. The coding region runs from base 1 to 492 and encodes 163 amino acids. The transcript has a single exon. The record is from RefSeq and is a predicted model, not a curated record.